AGUGGGCAUUAUUUAGAACAGUACACACCCACGUGCUUCGUUAUGGAGUCUGAGCUACUCCAGUUAUCAGAGUCUCUUGAGUCUUCCGAGGCCUCAGCAGAAGCUAUUGAGAGUGGGAUCAGAUAUCUGAAGGCUUUGAAAAGCGGGAGGGGUCGAUUGGAAUCAUGUCACAGCGCUCUGUGUGUAGGUAUGCUGGCUGGUAUCAAGUCUGGGGGGUCCAAGACUGCCUCUGAUCUGCUCAACUGCUGUGGUACCAAGGCAGCCUUGAGAGUGGUGUACUCCUGCAUUGGACAAUCUGAGUUGUCUGCUGCUCUCUGGCUGUCUACAGAGGUGCAAGCAUUGCUAACAUCCGGGCGCCUCACUGCCUUGUUCAGAGAUGAGCUCAGCCCCGCCCCCCUCUCAGCCGAUCUAGAGCAGUUGGUGGGUGUGGUUUGUAGACUACCGGACACACUUUCCAAUCGCCUCGGUCGACAACUCUCUCCAUCUUUGCUGCCUCCACAGUACUUUAAAAUGGUCGGACUGAGUAUUGCAGAUUGUUUAAAAGACGUUGCGGCUACCUCAAAAUGUGAAAGUGUAGUGUUCUUGUCUGCCCUAAUAGGGACAGCUUCUGUGUUGGGACAGAAAGAGCCUGUAUUGGGUCCUCUCUUGUCGCUGCUGAUCGAUCAUGUGACCCGAGACCCUGUAUGGGGGCGUGUCUCGCAGUCCCUCUUCUCACACCUCCCAGCGGCCGGACUAGAGGGAGCUCUCGAAACAAUAGUCAGCACAACACCAUCGUCCCUCCGCCCGUCUCUCCUUCAUUCCAUGUUAGGAGAUCUCGUCCUGAUUAACCAGAGGGCAAAGUUCAUACUAACACACAAGCUAGUUCUAGUCAGAGUACCGUCCUCUCCCAAUGCCGUCUACAAUCUGAUUGGCUAUCUAUGGUCAUGUGAUAUGCUGGGGGAAACGCUCAAGCUGGCUUUGGGGGUGUGGUCAGAUAGUUCGGCUCUCAGACAUAUGGCAGACAGACAGCACUUGUGGAUAUCAUCAGUUUUGAUGUUAGGGAUUAAUUGCUUUAAAGAGAGCGAUAAAUUUGAAGAGUUCAAACCCAAGCUUCAACGCCUGACUAUGGUCGGUAUGGAGGCCCACAUAGCCAGCCCAGUGGAGGGCCUACGGAGGACAGGGAUGGCAGUGGGCCAGUUCAUCAUGAACACACUUCGUCCCAUGGAGAUAGACAAACAGUUGCAGUUCGAGUAUGAGGCUACGGCAGAUGUGAAGACACUACUAGAGUUGUCCAGACCAAUGACUAAGAUUCAAGAAGGGUUGGAGAAACUGAGAGAGGAGAGAAGUUACAUUUGUGAGGGUGGUGGAGGUCGUGACAUUUGUGAGGGUAGUGGAGGUCGUGACGUUUGUGAGGGUAGUGGAGGUUGUGAGGGUGGUGGAGAGAGGUACGGAGGAGGGAUGGUCAAGACUGUGGAUUGCUCAGACAGUGAUAGUGAUGAUGAUCUGAAGCCAUAUGAUAUGAGCGAUGACCCUGUCUCGAAUGUGCCACGCCCACCUCAGUACCUCCGCACACUCAUACAAGGUCUGCUCUCAACCAAGGACCCUCUGAAAAUGGAGAGCUCAUUAAAAGCUGCUGAAGAGCUCAUCAGGAAAGAACCUUCUGAUCUGUCAGAGGUUUGUGUUGAGCUGACCAAGAUUCUCCUCCACUUGUCUGACCUUUAUGCUCUCCCGAACUUUGUGAGCACUCGACUGAACUCUCUAGUAUCCCUCAGUGUUAGCCGCCCUCGAUUAGUAGCCCCCUUCCUCACAACAGAGUUCUAUGGCCCUAACUACAACCUCAGACAACGAAUGGACUUGCUUGAGGUGAUUGCUACAUCGGCCCUGGAGCUGUCCCAGCCCCGCCCACCUAGCUCCAGUGGGCGUGGCACUGUACGCCCACCUGUGAGGAAGGCGUGGGAGGAGGUGAUCCAGGAGAGGUUGAAGGCAAAGACACGUAUCAUCUCAAAAGGUCGUGUAAAAACACCUCCUACUGCUACCCCCAAUCGUUUUGCUGACGUUGCACCGUUGUUCUUUUUUCCUUUGAUGUCUAGUUACGACUGUCCCCAAGGUACGUUGGACUUGCUCGGACAGGACAGUCUGUUGCUAGGUAACCUCCUCUAUACACUGGGUACGAUCAUGUAUGCCGCUAAUAACACACCAAUAUCCCCGGCAAUGGGUGUGGCCCUACUGGACUUCACAUGGGCUCUCAGAUAUCACAGUGCAGUGUAUGUACGUCAGGGCGUCCUGUACUCGUUAGCCAUGCUCGUAAGUGCCACGCCCACUCACUCUCUCCGCUCACAAAUGGAGGGUGGUUUGGGGGAAGCCCUACAGUGGACCAUUGGAGUAGCCUCGGAUGAUGCAGAUGUGCAAUGUCGAACACUAGCCAGCCAUGUGCUCAGCUUGUCCCAAACUAAACUGAAAGAGGUAUAAAGAGUGGACUCUUAGCUAUAGCAAAUAAACAACAUCUGGACAAUCAAUAAUAUCUCAUUGUGGUAAUACUGCGGAUUGGCAAUCAUGAAUAUCAUUAAAAGUA
Molecule: messenger RNA, 2551 nt
Organism: Halichondria panicea
Lineage: Eukaryota; Metazoa; Porifera; Demospongiae; Suberitida; Halichondriidae
Product: telomere length regulation protein TEL2 homolog
Exons: 14
Coding region: 43-2448 (801 amino acids)
Biological process (GO): telomere maintenance via telomerase; protein stabilization
Cellular component (GO): cytosol
Molecular function (GO): telomeric repeat DNA binding; Hsp90 protein binding
Source: RefSeq, a predicted model, not a curated record